AUGUCGCACCAAUUGAUCAAGAUCAAGAACUUGAAGAUGAAUGAGAUGACCAUGAUACUCAACGAGAUGAUGCUGGACCAGAUGAAGUUUCAUACGAUUUGUGAUCAUAAAGAGACUCAAGAGGAAUCCGCCCCUCAAACUAGCCAAGCAAGCUCCAGUCAUCUCAGUCAUGAAUUGGACAUUAAACCAUCACAACCGAAGCUCCAGAAAUUACCGAUAAAUACAAACUUUUCAAGCAAAAAAACAAGAUCUUGCAACGCGAGCUGGUACAACCGCUUCGACUGGCUAGAGUAUAACAUUCAAAGCGAUGCAGCAUUUUGCUUUGCUUGUAAAAUCUUUGGCUCAAGAAGUUCCGCAGACACCACAUUUACUGUAACUGGCUUUAGGAAGUGGACUAAUGCCUUAGACAAGGACAAAGGUUUUAUGAAACAUCAGAAAUCAGAAGUUCAUAAAGUUUGCUACAAGAAAUGGAAGGCAAGCUCUGAAUAUCAGAUGGACAAGAUACAAGUAUACUCGAGAAACUGGUUCCCAACCAAGCGAAAACAAUUCAAAACAACAGAGAGUACUUUAAACUUCUGUUCCAGUAUGUAAUUUGGUUUGCAACAAACGAAAUAGCAUUCCGGGGCCAUGAAGAGGCGGUAAAACGUCUCUCAAUGAAAUGCUGUCUAUACUCGCGAUUCAGAUACGGAACCAGAUAUGCCAUCAGAUCGCAACUGCCCGGUGCUUCAGUGCACUGAUAGACGAAAGCAAAGACAAGGGCAAGAGAGAAGAGCUCGCUAUCUCUGUUUGCUACUACACUGAGAAGGUACAAGAGAGAUGCACUCACCAAAUUUGAUGUAGAAGCUAUUUCAGCAGUUACAAAAGACCUGAUCUCUAAAGUCCAGCAGAAAUUCAAUGGAUCGCCUAUUAUCAGCUUCGGCGCAGAAGGCGCUAGCGUGAUGUCUGGUUGGUUCGCAGGAAUCACAGAACUGCUUCGAUCGAGGUAUUUUAAGUAGCUUGUUUACAUCCAUUGUACUGCCCAUCGUUUGAAUUUGGUUGUGGGAGACAUGCUAAAGGCGUCUUUGUCAUCAACAGAUGUUAUGACCACAGUAAAAUCCUGCCAUACACUGCUCAAUAAACCGAAGAUCAGACAAAAGUACGAACAAGAUAAACAUAUUACGCAACAAAUUGAUGUUCGUUGGGGAUGCAAAUACGAAGCAGUUGAUGUUAUAUCUGAAAGAUUUGAUGUUGUCCUCACGACUCUGAUAGACGUGGCAAACAACCCAGGUGAAAAUGAUGAAGAUUCGGAAGAUGAUGAGUAUGGGUAUACAAAAUCGCAGGCAGAAACAGCAGCUGGACUGAACCACAAACUGAUGUCAGGAAAAUUCAUCGUCGGUCUGACAACACUUCAUAAGUAUGUCGGCAAGCUAUACUUCCUUAAUAAAGAACUUCAGGCCAAAAAAAUUGAUUGGACAGACGUUUAAUACGAGCUGACUCAAACUCGGGAUUCAAUUAAUAACAUCAAAGACGAGGACACACUCAUUGAGUCAAAAGAAAUUUCAAGAACGACUGGAAACCCCUUAGCUCUCUGUGACACAAUGCCUAUCCACAACACUAGAGGUACAACAGUUAUGACUCCCGAUGACCAGGGUCAUCAGAUAAACGAAUUUAUUGCAGAACUCAUUGCAGAACUCAACGCAGAGCUGAAGAAGAAACUCAACGAUGAGUUUAAUGUCAGAUUUGACUCUAUAAGAACAUAG
Molecule: messenger RNA, 1739 nt
Organism: Paramuricea clavata
Lineage: Eukaryota; Metazoa; Cnidaria; Anthozoa; Malacalcyonacea; Plexauridae
Source: the annotation of a GenBank genome assembly